AUGAUUAUAACUGUGCUUUAUCUCAUCCUGACGGUUCUUGGACUGGCCUCUGGUCAGACUCCUCAACAGGUCAAAAGUCUUAUCAGCAAUCUUUUUUCGAGUUAUGACAAAAGAAUCCGUCCAGUUCAAGAUCAGUCGUUACCUGUGAUUCUGGACGUCAGUUUUAAUCUCAUUAGUAUCAUAGGAGUUGACGAAGUGAAUGAGAAGCUGGAAACUUCUGGAUAUUUAACGGUGCAGUGGGAUGAUUCCAUGCUUACUUGGGAUCCUGCAACUAAUAAUGGAAUUCAAAGAAUAUUUUUACCUCAGAAUGACAUUUGGAAACCAGAUCUUGUACUAGGUAAUGGAUUUAAAAAGUUUGAGGAGUUUGGAGGAAGCUUUUACUUUGUUGACAUUCUGAGUACAGGCACCGUAUUGUGGCAGCCUUUCCAGGUCUUUGAAAGUCACUGCACUAUCGAUACAACUUAUUUUCCAUACGAUAAAGAAGUCUGCGAUAUUGUGUUUCUUGUUUGGAGUUACACAGUUUUUGAUGUAGAAAUUCGUAAAUCUGCUGAAGGGGUCGAUCUUUAUGGUUACAAGGAAAGUGGCGUCUGGGAAAUAACACACACAGAAGCUAAAGUUAGCAAGGAUUCGGCAGAAUCCAAAGUCACGUUUUCAAUCCAUCUUAAGAGGAAGCCUCUGUACUUUGUACUCAAUAUCAUUGCCCCCAUCUUGUUUCUCGGAUUGCUCACAAUUCUUGUUUUCGUUUUACCGGUUGACAGCGGCGAAAAGAUGUCGUAUGCCAUGACUGUCUUCCUGUCUUUUGCCGUUUUUCUCUCCAUCAUCAAUACCCAACUACCUGUCAGUUCAGACAGUACCUCUGUUUUGAGUUUUUAUCUUUUACUUCAGAUGUCAAUGGGUGUAUUGAUUUUGGUUAUCACAGCUUUGCAAAUUCGCCUGCACCACAGAGAUUCAACUGUUCCAAUAUCCAGAGUGUUCAAAAUUAUUGUUAACCUUGAGAGAUGCUUAAAGUGUUCUAAAUCUUGUCGACCGUCGAAUGUUUCUACAUCGUCUUCAGAGUCAGACAAGGACAACCAAAUUAACAAUUCUCUAAAAUUGCCUGGGGAAAAUUUACAGGAAGCCAGUAACUGUGAAUGGAAGGACGUGGCGUCGGCCAUAGACUCCUUAGCUUUCUGGUUCUUUCUGAUAUUGUACCUUUGUCUUACGGCAUAUUUAUUCCUUUCUAUCGCGACAUAA
Molecule: messenger RNA, 1233 nt
Organism: Saccostrea echinata
Lineage: Eukaryota; Metazoa; Mollusca; Bivalvia; Ostreida; Ostreidae
Product: acetylcholine receptor subunit alpha-like
Exons: 2
Coding region: 1-1233 (410 amino acids)
Biological process (GO): regulation of membrane potential; monoatomic ion transmembrane transport; signal transduction
Cellular component (GO): synapse; neuron projection; membrane
Molecular function (GO): neurotransmitter receptor activity; transmembrane signaling receptor activity; extracellular ligand-gated monoatomic ion channel activity
Source: RefSeq, a predicted model, not a curated record